Molecule: messenger RNA, 3812 nt
Organism: Stylophora pistillata
Lineage: Eukaryota; Metazoa; Cnidaria; Anthozoa; Scleractinia; Pocilloporidae
Product: putative histone-lysine N-methyltransferase PRDM6
Biological process (GO): regulation of gene expression
Cellular component (GO): nucleus
Molecular function (GO): protein binding
Source: RefSeq, a predicted model, not a curated record
UUAUAAAUCACAAAUUUGACAAACAGACCGAAGCACACAUGUCCGGAUUCUCUUGUGGGCCUUCCCGCGGUAAAGACAAUAACAAAAACCAAGUUGACGCACAGCACCUGAGUUAAACCGAAAGAAUACUUCAAUGAAAUGGAGCUAACAUACGAGAAACAAAAUCUUGAGAUUUCGACAAAGAAUUUUCAACCUGUUUUAAAGAAACCACGGUUUCAGAAAAACUACGCUAAUUUCAGUCCCUCCAGAAGGAAUUCUACAGGGAACAGCUUCAGUUAUGAAGAUUUACUGAGCUUUUUGUUCGACAAGAACAAUAUUCGGCCCCUAAACAUCGAACAAUCAGCCGUAACACACCAAAAAGAUUGCUUCUGGUGUAACGCCAGUUUAGUAGAAUCAAAGUUUCGGUGUCCUCAACACAGAUUAGAAAGCCUUGGCACGAAGCAAACAAAUCAGUUACCACUCACGAUAAGAUCCCUUCCGCCGGAAGUUGGCUUGUGUCAGUCCAGCAUUCCUGGCGCAGGAUAUGGGGUGUGUGCUAAGAGAACAAUUCCUAUUGGUGCAUGGAUUGGGCCCUAUGAAGGAAAGUUUGUGAAGCCCGAGGAAAUAUCUUCUGCUGUAGACACAUCUUACAUGUGGGAGAUCUACAAAGACGGCAUAAUGACAGGAUGCAUUGAUGGCAGCGAUGAAAAUUAUUCCAGCUGGAUGCGUUUUAUCCGCUGCGCACGACACACAGGGGAACAAAACAUGUUUGCCUUUCAAUACCUGGGCAAGGUGUUUUAUCGCGCUUUCAAGACCAUCCAACCAGGACAGGAAAUGCUUGUGUGGUACGACGACAAAUAUCCACAGUACUUUGGUAUCCCCUCAGCUAUGUUUGACAUGGGUACUGUCAUACCAAGUGAUACCAGCUCCAAACCUAAUGAGGUGAUUGUUGUCACUACUCACGUAACAAACCAGCCGUUAGACACCAGUCCACAAAGUUCCUUCUUUCCCAGUCCUCCUCCCUCGCCUGUUUCUCAUUCCAGUAGCCAAUUUGGAUCAAAUCCAGUUAGUUUGAAAGGAAAUUGCUCUCCUAUACGUAAGACCGGCGAUGAAAGGCUUUCUUCUCCCAAGCACGAAGGCGCGAUGAAACCUGUGCCAGACAUGAAGUUCGUCUUUGAGAAUGGCUACAGUCCGCUGAAACAGAAUGAGGGUAAUGCAGUAACAGAAGCUGAGCGAGGACGUCCUGAAUCAUAUGAAUCACUCUCGCUGCCUGGGGAUGAAUCAAAUGUUUGUAAAAAGACAGCAGCAGUAAAUACCGACUCCAAAGCCACGGAGCUUAGCGUAGGAACAGCUACAACUUUUAAAGAAAUGUCUGUGUCUCAGAUGGCAAUUGGUACCCAGAUCCCACCAAUUCCUUAUCAGUGUGGUCACUGCCCAGCCUCUUUUAACAAUGUCUGUAAAUUGCGCGCACAUGCUGUCAUCCAUGUCAGCAAGAAACCCUUCAAGUGUGGGUACUGCUCACGCUCUUUCACGGGGGCAACCACUGUGAACAACCACAUUCGAUCACAUGUUGGAGGCCGAUUGUUCGCCUCUAGAAAACGUCCUCUCCAGACUGAGGAACGAGUUUCUUGCACAAAAUGGGCGGUGUUGCUAGUUAUUUCCUUGAAAUAUGCCCUGGAACUUAAUACCUUUGAGGUAAGCUUUAGGUCUUUGCACCUCCUUCCAAGCGAGCACACUGAGAUGAGUAGCGCAGGCAUUUCACGUCCUAAAUCCACAAGCGAACACACAUUAUUAAAUCGAACGCAACGAAGAAUUCGCACACAAGCCGCGGAUGCCAACCUUUGUACCACAGAAGAUCUUUACCAAUGUUUAUACCAGCGAAAUCAAGUCAUUUCUGUGAGCAAGGACGAUUUUAGAACUUCACGUCUACAUAAAGAAGAAGUGUUCAGCUACUGGUGUAAAGGAUGUCGCCUGGAACGGACAGAGCCAUGUCAAUUCCAUGAUCCUCAACUGUCAUUCAAACUGACAACUUCAGAAAACCACAACAAUAACACAAACAAUAAAAACGUAAAUUUGCCGAAUGCGGUCGAAUCGUUUCCAAACGAAGUGGGCUUGUGCAUUUCCAGUAUUCCUGGGGCGGGCUACGGAGUCUGCGCAAAACAGAUCAUUCCAGUGGGUACGUGGAUUGGACCAUAUGAGGGGGAACUGGUGCGGCCUGAGGAGGUGGUGCUUGGAUGUGAUGCGUCAUACAUGUGGGAGAUAUUUCAUGAGGGAAAGUUGCUAUAUUACAUCGACGGGAGCAAUGAGAACAAGUCCAGCUGGAUGAGAUACAUUAGAUGCGCAAGGAAUGGAACCGAGCAAAACAUGUACGCUUUCCAGUACUGCGGUAACAUUUACUACAGAGCCUUCAGGGACAUCCCCACGGGCGGCGAACUGCUGGUUUGGUAUGAUGAAAAGUACCCACAAUAUAUGGGCAUUCCCCUAGAAAUAUGCGAAAUAUCCUUCAGUAAUCCUGUUGAUCAAAGACAGCAUCCCGAAAUGGUCGUUGUAAUUCCACAUGAUAAUCCCAAUCCAGGUUCCUGCCAUUCAAAGGAGUCUUCAUCCAGUCCCUGGAAGGAUAAUCUACAAUUCACAACCAGAGUCAGAUCCAUAUUACCGUCACGUGAACAAUCACGUGUCAAACGGUGCUUAUCUAAUAACACUUCUAAUAGAGGCGAAAGUCUGCGUGCAUAUGCUGAGGAAUAUAAACGUGUCCGCCAUGUUUCCUGGACAGCCGAUGGUACGCCAUUACAAACCAGUGCGCAAAUGACUGAAAAUUCUCUUUCUUCGGAAGAAGCCCGAAGUAAGCCUGUAAGUCCAGUUCAACAUUUUGGAUUAAAGAGCGUACAUGUGCAAAAGAUUCCAAACAAUAACCGUCGUGACCUCAAGUCUUCUGGGGGAAAAUACAGUAACGGCUCAAAAAUGGCGCCGUCAAGCAUAGACGAGAAGCAUGCGCAGCUACGGUCUACUGAUGAAGAUGAAAUCAGUUCGGAUGGUUCCGAUGCGAACUUUUUCAACUGCGGUCAGUGUGGGAAAUCAUUUGCUCAACGCUCGGUGCUUCAGAUUCACGUAUGCCCCAACAUGCCACGCAAGCCCUAUCACUGUGGACAGUGCUCUCAGACAUUUGAUCAUCCAAACGAGCUGCGCACGCAUGCUGUCAUUCAUGUGGGCGAGAAGCCAUUCAAGUGUGGUUAUUGUUCACGAUCAUUCGCAGGUGCAACAACUCUUCAUAACCACGUGCGCACACACACCGGUGAAAAACCUUUUUUAUGCGAGAGAUGUGGAAAGAACUUUACUCAGGCAUCCCAGCUUCACAAGCACGAGAAUAUACCCGGGGAUUGUGUUCGAUAUGAUGCCCUGCCUGACUGAAAGAUUGCUAGCAAUCUGGCUCUCUUUUUAUGAAGCUCAUAGUUAGUGUUCAUCAUACAUUUUUUAGUUGAUAAGAUAAAUUAUUUCGCAAAAAAUCGAUUCAAAGAUUGCUUAGGGAAAGGUUUUGUGUGACAGUAGCAAAAAAUAAAGAUGUCUCGUUGUAAUUGAAAAAAAGAAAAACAAGUCCAUUCAUUUCUUUUCCCGAAAAUUUCAAUCCAGAAUUAUUCGUCCGUCUCAAAUCUGAUAGAGGAUGUCUUCUCUUGUUAAAUUGCGUAGGCAUAGCAAUAACGUCGUGAAACAAAAUGUUCUUUUCUCAUUGUUAUAUUUGAAACGCACACCUCAAUGGCUUUUACCACGAGUAACUGUUUGACGUUAGCAACAAAUGAAAAUAAAUUUUUGCUGUUGGUGGCAUUUUUCUCAAGAUA